Venturia canescens is the source of this 2279-nucleotide messenger RNA. RefSeq names its product sialin. Gene Ontology annotation, molecular function: transmembrane transporter activity. The transcript is spliced from 8 exons. Gene Ontology annotation, biological process: monoatomic anion transport; transmembrane transport. Bases 519 to 2159 code for a protein of 546 amino acids. Gene Ontology annotation, cellular component: membrane. Lineage: Eukaryota; Metazoa; Arthropoda; Insecta; Hymenoptera; Ichneumonidae. The record is from RefSeq and is a predicted model, not a curated record.
CGUUCAGUUUGAAGACUACCGGCGUACGGAACGCCAGCACGUUGCUUCGCGUUGGCUCGAGACAAACUUGUGCAAAAGUUGGCACGUGCUUCUGUCAGAAUAACUUUUGCUCGAUGCCAUCGUGUUGCUGGCGUCGUUUUCUUCUCUGCUCGAGUAUCUCGAUGUGGCGUUUUUCAUUCUUGUCUUAAUAUUCGUCAAGCUGAAAUUCGUCGUCGAAUUAAAUGAAAAUCAUUUUUUCAAUAGUCGUGAAAACUCGAAGUGAGAAAGAUUCGUGUUUGGGAGUGUGUGUGAUUGAAAAAAUCGUGAAAUACUUCGAAAGUGCAGUGCCAACGAUCAAUUAUUAGAAUAUAGAUUUUUCAAACUUUUCUUAAACCUUUUACACUUUUUCAUCGCAGUCCAGAAGUUACACUCGUUAAAUAGUCUUUUUUAAACUCCUUUCUGUUCGAAUUCACUGGGAAGAGUGUGCACAAUUGUGUUGUUCGGUUUCCCAGAACUGUGUCAAUUCAAAAAUCGUGAUUAUGGCGUCGUUGAAACUUCUGGCAGAUCGUCUGUCAUGUCGUCAAGUACUGAAUAUUAUGGUGAUACUCGGAUUCAUGCUGAAUUACAUGCUUCGAGUUAAUCUGACGAUCGCCAUCGUGGCUAUGGUGAUACAUAACGAAACGGGACAUUCCAGCAACGCGAGUCUCCAGCACGUUGUUACGGCUCAGUACGGAUUUACGGAAUCGAUAAACGUCGACGGCGUUUCGAUCAAUCGAUCCCUCACCGCAGUCACUACCUUGAACAAUAAUGGGACUGCGAAAGAGGUCGAUUUUAACAACACCGAGAAUAUUUACAGUACAAUAAACGCGACGAAUGAUUCAACCUUCCAAGAAGUCCGUCCUCAAAAUAACGUGACACAACUGAAGCAGACGAGAUACGCUUGGAACGAGUACGAAGUGAAUUUUAUUCUCGGGAGCUUUUUUUGGGGCUACAUUUGUACGGAACUUCCGGGCGGGAGAUUGGCGGAAGUGGUCGGAGCUAAACGAGUUUUUGGGUACAGCAUGCUCGUCUCCAGUUUCGUAACACUCCUGACACCGCUCGCAGCAACCUUUGGGUAUACGAUGGUCGCUGCCCUGAGAGUGGUCCUCGGAUUCAUGCUGGGGGCAACUUGGCCAGCGAUCCAGCCGAUGACUUCUCACUGGAUUCCUCCGAUGGAGCGAAGCAAAUUCGUAUCGAAUAUGAUGGCUUCCUCACUGGGUGCAGCAAUCACGAUGCCCAUCUGCGGAUUCCUCAUAUCAGAAAUCGGCUGGGAAUCUGUUUUUUACGUAACCGGAGGAAUCGGCGUCCUCUGGAGCCUGUUUUGGUUCGUUUUAGUGUUCGACUCGCCGGCCCAGCAUCCGAGGAUUUCGGACGACGAGCGAAGGUACAUUCAGGACGCGAUUGGCACCACUUCGACGACGAAGCAUCUCAGCGUGCCCUGGAAAGCCAUUUUCACGUCCGCCCCGGUUUGGGCCAUCAUCAUCACGCACGGUUGCAGUGUCUUCGGUUACUUCACUGUGGUAAACCAACUCCCGACUUACAUGAAGUACAUUCUAAACUUCAACAUCAAAGAGAACGGACUUUUAUCGUCGCUCCCAUACCUGGGCAAGUACUUUUUCGCCCUAGCAACAGCGACUCUCGCCGACCACAUACGCCGCACUGGAAAGCUCAGUGUAACGAUGAUUCGUAAAAUAUUCACGACAUUUGCCAUUUUGUGUCCAAGUUUGCUGAUGAUAGUGUUGGCCAAUUGGGGCUGCGAUCGCGUCACAUCCGUCGCGAUAUUCACCGCUGCUCUCACGUUGAACGGCGCAGUAACAGCAGGCUACUUGGGCAACGGCCUCGACAUCGCCCCCAACUUUUCCGGCACGAUAUUCGGCCUGGCGAACACCUUGAGCUCCCUCGGUGGGUACCUCAGCGCCAUGAUGGUCGGAAUGAUAACUUACCACAACCAAACGUACGCGGCGUGGAGCACGAUCUUCUGGAUUCUCGCGGGCACUUAUUUCGUCGGGGCUACGACGUUCCUCGUUUUCGGCAGCGGCGAACUCCAGUCUUGGAACAAUCCGGAAAGUGCUGCACAGGCGAGGCGAGCCAACGAGGAUGGCGCCGAGGAAUUCAAGCCUCUGAAAGCUCCGGUCGCGUAGUCGCGAAACCAUACGCGCGAUCUUCGUUCAAUGAAAACUCGAAUAAAUUGUUGGACCAACGGACAAUAAUUCCGGGACGUACACUCAAGUAUUUGUAAAUAAAAAUCCACUCUUUUUUUA